This is a messenger RNA of Fraxinus pennsylvanica, 1224 nucleotides long. NCBI's taxonomy places the organism in Eukaryota, Viridiplantae, Streptophyta, Magnoliopsida, Lamiales, Oleaceae. The record is from the annotation of a GenBank genome assembly.
AUGGAAGCUUCAGCCUGUAUUUUCCGUUCUUCCAGUCGCCACCUUUCCCAUUCCCUUCUUAAAAAUCCUUCUCUAGAAUUCCCUUUUACUAAAACUAUUCAAUACCCUCGUUCUCGAUUACCAUUACCAUGUGUUUCUUCUUUUCGCCAUACUCAAUUCCAUUCACACUGUCACUCUGGCUUCAAAUUCCCUACAUCACAAACCCAUUUCCUAAAUCGCCUUUUUUUCAGCUCUCUGUCGACAUUCCAAACACCCCAUCUCUCAAUUUCCCAAGAUCAUUUUUCCAGUAUUUUUUCCGGUACGAAUGGAAAAUCAUCUGAGUGGAAUUUCGCUUUAGAACGAGGCACUAAGGGUGACAAAACUGAGAUUGUUGAAGAUAAGGGUCCGGAGGUGACGGUUGUGUUAUUGGGAUGGCUCGGGGCAAAGCGCAAGCACUUGAGGAGGUACGUGGAGUUGUACAAUGAGAUGGGGAUUCAUGCUGUUACAUUUGUGGCUUCGGUGACAGAUGUGCUGUCGUUUGAUUUAGGGAGGAGAUUAGAGGAGAGGAUUGCAGGGCUGACGUAUGAGCUUUCGUCUUGGUUGUCUGAAUCGGAAAAUGAUGGCCGGGAACGGUUCUUGAUCUUCCACACCUUUAGCAAUACGGGUUGGCUAGCGUUUGGUGCGGUGCUUGAUAAUUUGAAAGAUAGGCAAGAUUUAUUGGGGAAGAUUAAAGGAUGCAUUGUCGAUUCUGGAGGAGACCCGAAUAUAGAUCCUAAGGUAUGGGCAGCUGGAUUUACUACAGCCCUGUUGAAGAAAAGCAGCUCCGCUACAUAUCCUUCGGGUGAUACAGAGGAGAGAACUGAAUUAGGAAGUGGAAUCAACGGAUCAAAGAUACUACAAAAGGAACCUUUGUUGAUUGAAACCUUACUUUUAUCUGCAUUUGAGAGGAUUUUCUCGUUCCUUCUUGACUUGCCCGAUGUAAACAAGAGGUUGAUGAAGAUUGUUUCUGCCCUUUCAAAGAAUCAGCCUCCCUGUCCUCAACUUUAUCUGUAUAGUACAGCAGACAAAGUCAUUCCAUUUCAAGCAGUAGAAUCAUUUAUAGAAGUCCAAAGGAAGAUUGGGAAACCAGUAAGCUCUUUUAACUUCGGCUCGUCUCCUCAUGUUGACCAUUACCGGACUUUCCCCAACAUUUAUACAUCACAGCUGCACAAGUUUUUGAAGGACUGUUUAUUCGUGGUUAGAUAA